GAAUUACGAAGAAGAAGUCAAGCUGUGUUGUGGCGGCUUCUAUUCCUGUCCUGAAAAAUAGAAUAAAAAUCAGUUUGUUACAACACUGUUUCUUUAUUGGAUCAAGAAACAUACAUGGUACCAGGAGUGGUGAUCACCACCACCCAGAGUCGUCAUGGAAAGUGUUAAACCGCCUGACGCUGUGAACUGGACGGGGAAUACUGAUUGUGAAUGGAGAACAUUUAAACAAAGACUUACGCUCUACCUGCAAGCAGUGGGCCUUGAUGGAGCGUCGGAUGCACGUAAAAUUGCACUGCUACUCACCAUCGCGGGACCUCAAUCUAUAGAGGUGUUUAACACGCUCGUGUUUGAACAGGCCGAAGAUAAAGGCAAAUACGAUGUGGUAAUUGAGAAGUUUGACUCACACUGCUCACUGAAAAAAAAUUAGACUUUUGAAAGGUAUGUUUUUCGUUCUCAUCUGCAGCAACAGGGAGAGACUUUUGACAGUUUCUUAAUAGAUUUGAAGUUGAAAGCAAGGACAUGCAAUUUCGGACAGUUGCAAGAUUCAAUGAUUCAUGACCAAAUUGUGUUUGGCAUCAAUGAUAAAAAAGUGAGGGAGAGGCUCUUGAGAGAGACAGAGCUUACCUUGAAUGGAGCUGUUCGGAUAUGUCAUGCCAGCGAGAUUGCUCUUCAGCAUGUUAAAACUUUCUAUGAAACCACAAAGACGAGUGGAAGUGACAGUUCAGCUGUAGCUGCAGUAACAGAGAAGAUGCAGAGAUGUGGAAUGAGUAAAGUGAAACAACAAAAGGAGAAAGAACUGUUUAACUGUAAGAGAUGUGGCAGAAAACACCCGCCAAAACAGUGCCCGGCCUACGGCAAAGUCUGUGCCAAAUGUAAAGGGCAGAAUCAUUUUGCCAAGCAAUGCUUUUCCAAAGGGAGACAGAGUCGAAAGGAGCAUGUACAUACGGUGGAAGAAACAGAUCUCAGUGACACAUUCGUUGUUGGAAUGGUAGAGCAGGCCGAUUCCAGUCAGGAAAGAACAGAGCAGACUGAUGUGAAUAGUGUUGCACAGGACAAGUGGAUGACUGCUCUGGAAAUAAACGGAGUAAUUGUGUCACUAAAGCUAGACACAGGAGCAAAAGUCAAUCUGAUUUCAGAGCAUGAUGUCAGAGCGAUGAAAAUCAAGCCACAUAUAAAUAAGAAAACGGUGCAACUCAAGGCCUAUAAUGGACAAAACAUCCCAACAAAAGGAACAUGCAGACUCAAGGUAAAAAUGAAAAACAAAGAGCAUCACCUCAUGUUCGUGGUUGUUCCAGGUGGACAUGAUUCUGUGCUGGGAGACAAGGCAUGUGAAGACCUAGGUCUGGUAAAAAGAGUAUACAUAAUAAAUAAUGGCGAAACACAGAACAAUGUGGGAAAUAUAGUGCAGCAGUUUCCUGACAUUUUUGAAGGGUUCGGAGAAUUACCAUUUACCUACAAAAUACAGUUGAAAAAAGACGCACAGCCAGUAGUCCAUGCCCCAAGAGGGGUUCCAGCACCUCUUCGUGAAAAGCUGACGCAAGAGCUGGAAAGAAUGACAUCAAUGGGAGUCAUAGAAAAAGUGGAAGAGCCUACAGACUGGGUCAAUUCAAUGGUGUGCGUGAAAAAAGCAAAUGGUGAUCUACGUGUGUGUAUGGAUCCAAAGGACUUAAAUGGCAACAUUCAAAGAGAACAUUAUCAAAUCCUGACACGAGAAGAAAUCAUAAGCGAGAUGGCAGGGGCAAAGUUCUUUACAAAGCUGGAUGCAUCUCAGGGCUUUUGGCAGCUGAAAUUACAUAAGGACAGUACAAGGUAUUGCACAUUUAACACUCCCUUCGGCCGAUACUCCUUCUUGAGGAUGCCGUUCGGUAUUUCUUCAGCUCCCGAGGUAUUCCACAGAGCCAUGGAACACAUAAUUGAAGACAUCGAGGGUGUGCGUGUUUAUGUGGAUGACAUUGUAUUGUGGGGAUUCACAAUGGAACAGCACAACAAAAGGCUCAUGGAUGUCCUACAGAGAAUACGGAAGUAUGGGCUGAAAUUGAAUAAGGACAAAUGUCAGUUUGGAGCAAAGGAAAUAACGUUUCUAGGAGACAAGCUGUCAGAAGGGGGUGUAGAACCAGAUAAGAGUAAAGUACAGGCAAUACUCAAAAUGCCCAGACCCACAGACAGAAAGGCUGUACUAAGAGUGAUGGGUAUGAUCAACUUCGUCGGAAAGUUCAUACCAAACUUGUCUUCAAAAACAGUGUACUUGAGAGAACUGUUACGUGACAAAGGGGACUUCAAGUGGACAGCUGAUCAUCAGCUGAUCAAGAAUGGGGACGAUUAAAGACU
This is a messenger RNA of Pangasianodon hypophthalmus (striped catfish), 2328 nucleotides long. RefSeq lists its product as uncharacterized. The record is from RefSeq and is a predicted model, not a curated record. The coding region runs from base 548 to 2323 and encodes 591 amino acids. NCBI's taxonomy places the organism in Eukaryota, Metazoa, Chordata, Actinopteri, Siluriformes, Pangasiidae. The transcript has a single exon.